Messenger RNA from Rubroshorea leprosula, 2593 nucleotides. Lineage: Eukaryota; Viridiplantae; Streptophyta; Magnoliopsida; Malvales; Dipterocarpaceae. The record is from the annotation of a GenBank genome assembly.
AUGGUAAUGAUAUUGAAGAAUUACAGAAGGGCAAAAAAGAUUUGACAGCAAAACUUGAAGAUUUAAAUGAAAAAAAUAGAGACAGAAGUGGCAAACUUCCUUUGCUUGACAGUCAACUGACAGAAUAUUUUCAAAUAGAUGAAAACUACUAAGCUAAGAGAUGAGAAGGAAGUUUUGGAUACGCAACGGCAUGCUGAUAUGGAAGCCCAGAAGAACUUCGAAGAAAAUUCUCAACAGUUGAGCAAUAGGGAGCAUGAACUCAGUGAACAGGAAGCCCAAAUGCGGGCAAGACUAAUGAAGAUUCUUGAUACUUCUAGUCAGCAUAAGGAAGAGCUUGCAGAACUGAAAAAAGAACUGUGUGCAAUGCAAGAAAAACAUCUAGAUUCCAGGAGUACAUAUAAAAUGCUGAAGUCCAGAAUUUCUGACCUAGAAAAUCAGUUACGGGUUCAUGGUAAAAUAACUGAUCUCUGUAGGCCAACCCAGAAGAAGUACAACCUUGCUGUUACUGUUACUAUGGGUAGAUUUAUGGAUGCAGUCGUGGUUGAUGAUGAAAAAACCAGGAAGGAAUGCAUCAAGUGCGCUGUGGGAAACACUCUAGCAUGUGAUGAUCUUGAAGAAGUCAAGGUCCUUAGCUGGAGUGGAGAGAGAUUUAAAGUUGUAACUGCUGAUGGAAUAGUACUUACUAAAUCUGGCACAAUGAUGGGUGGUACAAGUGGUGGAAUGGAAGCAAGGUCAAAUAAGUGGGAUGAUAAAAAAAUGGAAGGACUUAAACAAAGGAAAGAGCAGCAUGAAUCAGAGUUGGAAGAACGGGGGUCAAUCAGGGAGAUGCAACUAAAAGGGUCUGAAAUAUCAGGCAGAAUUAGUGGACUUGAAAAGAGGAUCCAGUAUGGUGAAAUUAAGAGAAGCAUAGAGGACAAACUUGCACUCUUGAAAAAGGAAAAGCGGAAUUUCAAGGAUGAGAUUGGACGUAUAAAUCCUGAACUUCAAAAGUUAAAGGAAGCUAUAGAUAGAAGGGCCACAGAGAUUCAAAAGCUUGAAAGGAGUAUCAACGGAAUUGAUGAUCAAAUCUCUGAAGAUUUUAGUCAGUCUGUAGGUGUAGCAAACAUCCGUGAGUAUGAAGAAAACCAGCUUAAGGCCGCUCAAAACAUGGCAGAAGAGAGACUUAACUUCAGUAAUCGGCUAGUACUAGUUGGAGUAUGAACGUAAACGGGAUGUGGAGUCACAUAGUGCAAAUCUGGAAACUUCUAUUAGUUCUUUGGAGAAUGAAUUAAAACAGGUGCAGAAAAAAGAGGCUGACUUCAAGUGAGCAAUAGAGAAAGCUUCUGCUGAGAUUGACCAGUUGAAGAAUGAAGUUGGAGAGUGGAAAUCAAAGUCAGAAGAGUGUGAGAAGGAAAUCCAGGAAUAGAGGAAGCAGAAUUCUGCAGCUACAACUGGAGUAUCCAAACUUAAUCGCCAGAUAAACUCAAAGGAGGCCCAUAUUGAGCAGCUGAUAUCAGAAAAGUAGGAAAUAGUUGAGAAGUGUGAACUAGAACGUAUUGAACUUCCUAUGAUCUCAGAUCCUAUGGAAACCGAAUCUCUAAGGACAGGACCAGUUUUUGAUUUUAGCCAGCUAAACUGAUCUCAUCAGGGUAGGAGACCACCUAACUGGGACAGGCUUGAGGCAGAACUUAAACAGAACAUUGAUAUGCUUGUAUCAGAAAUUGAAAGAACAGCUCCAAAUUUGAAGGCACUUGAUCGGUAUGCUGCUUUGCAACAGAAAGAAAGAGAUGUAAUUAAUGAGUUUUGAGGCAGCCAGAAAGAAGGAGAAGCAAGUGGCUGAUGGUUACAAUUCAGUUAAGCAGAGGAGAUAUGAGCUGUUUAUGGAAGCUUUCAACCACAUUUCUGGUAGUAUUGACAAGAUUUACAAGCAACUCUCCAAGAGUAAUACUCACCCAUUGGAUGGGACAGCAUAUUUGAACCUAGAAAAUGAAGAUGAUCCUUUUCUACAUGGCAUCAAGUAGACAGCUAUGCCACCAACAAAGCGAUUCUGUGAUAUGGAGCAGUUAUCUGCUGCAGGCCUUCACCAUUUUUCAUAUUGGAUGAAGUUGAUGCUGCAUUGAUUGCAUAAUCUUAAUGUGGCUAAGGUCGCUGGAUUUAUUCGUUCAAAUUCAUGCGAAGGUGCAAGAAGUAAUCACGAUGGUGAUCAGGGAACUGGCUUCCAGAGUCUUGUGAUAUCUCUGAAGGAUAGCUUCUAUGACAAGGCUGAAGCACUCGUUGGGAUUUAUAGGGACUCAGAGAGGAGCUGUUCCAGGACACCGACAUUUGACUUGACCAAAUACUGGGAAUCAUGAAAUUACAAAGUACUGUCCAUAUUUCAUUAUUUAGAUAACCUAAGUUCCUUACAAUCAUUAAUCACUUGUACAUAUGGUUAGCACUUAGCUCUUGUGAUCUUGGUAGGUAUAUAUUAGGAGAAAAAAAAAAGGUAGGUAUAUAUUAGAAAAUCAAAGAAUGUUGUUUCAUAAAUAAAGCUUUUGUAUCAUUCUUAUGUUCAGACACACGGCUUUGUCUCCUAAUCCUCGAACAGCUGUAACUUGAAUGAAGUUGGUGUAUUUCU